AAAGUAUCAAAGUUAGUGAUAACAGUGCCUAUAAAUGUAUGUUUUGUGUGAUUUGUGAGCAUCGCGAUGUGGUACAUACUGGGAUUUUUAGCUCUCCUGGAGAGUGUUAGAGCCGGGCUAGUACCUCGGGUGCCUCGGGACACUCAUCUUCAGUACCCUGUCUGCCGCCCGUCCUCCGUCCGAUGUACUGAAAAAAAUCAUUUCCAAAACGAAAACGUGUAUAAAGUUAAUGGUCAUGAGCUAAUCAUAGACUUUCUGGAUGGAAGUUAUUUUAAGCUGCGGUGCGACAGCGAUAGCAAAUAUUCCUCGAUGUUAUUGGAUGACCACGAAAUGCCUGCUUUCUCAUGGCCAAUGACAGUAGAGGUCGCAGUAUUCAACCAGUGCCUGAUUCCUCAAGAUACAUACUACGCUGCUCUGAAAGCAGUUAAUGUCACUGUUACGAAAACACUGAGGCUGAGGUUGCCCGCAGAUUCUAAGCUGGAGGUCCAUCACUUGAGGGGUCUGCAAAUAACCAGCCUCGAGAUAAGUGCUGUACAUUCUUUCAAACCGCCGCGCCCUUCUUUUGACUUCCUAGAUGAGGUACCAAGACUGCGGAUACUGAAACUUACUGAUAUUGUACUGGAGCCUAAAGCAUUUAACCGAUUACCGAUCUCGCUUGAGAUCUUAAACAUUAUAAAUGCGAGGUUGCUUGCUGCAGAGCACGUGCUUCAGAACGACAAAAACAAUACACGACAUUGGCUCGAACGCCUAAACUCACUGCAAUCUCUACUUCUAUCAGCUUCCUCAGUCAUUGUAGCAGACUAUCCAGGCGAAAUAUUUACAUUGCCGCAACUAUCCUCGCUGACUAACUUGGUUAGCAUGAGUCUACAUUACAUGAAUUUGGAAUCAGAAAAACUUACUUAUUGGCUUAAAAACUCAACUCUAAAGUAUCUUACGUUGCAAUCCUGUGUAUUGACAACUCUACCAAAAUCCAUGUUUACGGGUGCACAUCUAUCUAAAAUUACGCUCGCCUACAACCAAAUUACAUCUUUACCAUUAGGGCUGUUCACUCCGCUAAGGGACAGCUUGCAAGAGCUUGACUUGUCGCACAACAAGCUAAACCAAGCGACGGUCGCGAAUUCAGUGAAGCAGUUGGGGAGGCUGGUGACCUUGAAGGCCAAUGAUAACCCUUUGGGAUCGCUGUGUGGCGAUGCCAGUAUCGUUAAAGCUCCGCUGAAUUCAGGGUUGCCCUCGUCGCUGCACCGGCUUGAGCUAAGGAACACUGGCGCAACCCGCAUCUGCUCUGAUUGGAUCAGUAAUGAUGCACUUAUGGACAUCGACCUUAGUAACAACAAUAUUACUGAAAUCACGUACAGCGACUUGGAGAUGAUAAGAACUGUACGGGGCACUGUACGAAUAAACCUGAAGAAGAAUAAUUUGCGAAAAAUUUAUGUUUCGCGCAGUGAUCACCAACAAUGUCAAGCGAAGUCACCAAUUCCCGACGAUCCCAGUGUUAUAACGCGUGUUCAGGUCGAGCUUGACCUUGAUAAGUUGCCCUGUGAUUGCAAUGCGUACUGGCUACGUGAGGUUCUGCGUAGCUGUUCACUUCUAAAGUUAAAGGAUGACGUCGAAUGUUUGCCAUAUCCCAUACCGCUUCAUACCAAGCUACUACAAUAUCUUAUUGACGAAAUUUCCUGUCCUUACACCGAUGAAUGCUUACCAGAGUGUUCGUGCAAGAAUCGGCCGCGCGACAAUGCAACGGUAAUGUUCUGCCCCGGCGCUCUGCCGCGGGAUCCUCACUGGCCACUGGCGACUAAGGACUUCCCGUUGGCGUUGCAUGUGGCACCCGGAACGUUGGCCGCCGUGCCUAACAUCACACUUGUGGAGUUGCACGCACCCAACAAUAACAUCACCGAGUUGGCCGAUGAAGAUAUACCUGAUACCUUACGAGUGCUAGACGUGCGUAACAACAGCAUCUCGCGUAUCUCACUGGACGCGGCGAAGGUUCUUGCUCAAAUUGAAAAUGUCUCAGUGUAUCUCUCCGGAAACCCUCUUGCAUGCGAAUGCAAUGACGCAUCUGCCUUCAGUCAUCUGAACUUUGUGGGAGGCGGAGAUUGGAAUUUAACACAAUGCGUCGACAUGAGUUUAGCUUCAGGAAAAACCGAACGUGAUCUGUGUCCUAGUCCACUACCGAUAGUGUUCGGCGUUGUCUUCCCAUUACUUCUGAUAGCGGUUGCAGGUCUAACAGUUUACCUUCUGGUUCCUCGCGUUAAGCAAUUUAUGUUUAGACACGAUCUGUGCGCUAACUGGAUUCUUAGGGAGUGUAAUGACAGCAACGAUCCGGAAAAAACAGAUGAUGCGUUCCUUUCAUAUUCCUAUGUCGACUUAAAUCUACUUAAAGAACUAAAAAAUGGGUUAGAAAAACUCGGGUAUUCCACAAUAGAACAUCAAACUGAUUGGCAGCCAGGUGACGCUGUGUUGGAGCAGAUUGCAUGGUCGGUGCUAAAAGCCCGUCGUACACUUCUACUUGUGACGGAUAACUUUGUUGAAUCUGAAUGGACUCCGGUGGAGUUUCGCAUUGCGCACCGUCAUGCAUUAAAAACUCGAACAAAGCGGGUGCUGAUCGUUCACUGCGGAUUACAGAAACCGAAAAAGUUGCCAUUGGAUUUACAAAUCUAUUUAGAAAACCACACUUACUUAGAAUGGGAUGACCCCAAAUUUUGGCACAAGCUGCGCCGGUUCAUGCCGCCGCCGCGUCAAGAAUCUGUGCAAUCAAGACCCGAAGACAUAGAUUCGCCUUCCCCGUUAAUGCAACAAAAUUUUCCGCUUUUCGAGAAGAGCCCACAGAAGCCUCAACUGGUAGCAGCGCUACUUUCUACUAAUACCGUUCCCUCUGCAUGUUGAGCUUUAGGCAAUUAAUGAU
This is a messenger RNA of Cydia strobilella, 2902 nucleotides long. Its product is annotated as protein toll-like. The coding region runs from base 67 to 2883 and encodes 938 amino acids. Lineage: Eukaryota; Metazoa; Arthropoda; Insecta; Lepidoptera; Tortricidae. The transcript has 9 exons. Gene Ontology annotation, cellular component: plasma membrane. Gene Ontology annotation, molecular function: protein binding; transmembrane signaling receptor activity. Gene Ontology annotation, biological process: inflammatory response; toll-like receptor signaling pathway; immune response. The record is from RefSeq and is a predicted model, not a curated record.